Penicillium mononematosum is the source of this 1425-nucleotide messenger RNA. RefSeq lists its product as uncharacterized. The record is from RefSeq and is a predicted model, not a curated record. Gene Ontology annotation, biological process: transmembrane transport. Bases 1 to 1425 code for a protein of 474 amino acids. NCBI's taxonomy places the organism in Eukaryota, Fungi, Ascomycota, Eurotiomycetes, Eurotiales, Aspergillaceae. Gene Ontology annotation, molecular function: transmembrane transporter activity. The transcript has 15 exons.
AUGGCCGAACAAGCUUCUAUCUCGGCAUUGUCCAAUACGCCAAUUGAAAAGCGAGUAUGGCAUCGCGGAACACUCUUCAAUGCCUGUAUUAUCGGGGGUGUUGGAUUCACAGCCCCAGGCUUAUGGAAUGCCAUGAAUGCUUUGGGUGCUGGUGGCGCGCAGGAGCCUUUCUUGAUUAAUGCAGCCAACGCACUUGUUUUUGGUCUAAUGGGGAUUUUGUGUCUGUUCGGUGGCCCCAUCGCUAACCGGAUUGGCUUAAGAUGGACCCUGAUGCUAGGCGCUGUGGGGUAUCCGUUGUAUUCUGCUGCCUUGUACACAAAUAAUCGUUUUGGAAAUGUGUGGUUUGUGUUGGUUGGAUCAGUAUUUUGUGGUUUAUCCGCUGGUCUGUUCUGGGCCUCUGAGGGUGCUGUGGCACUGGGAUAUCCUGAGCCCGCAAAGCGAGGUCGAUAUAUGAACAUCUGGCUUUGGUUCCGUACAGGUGGCCCGUUGGUGGGAGGUGCUAUUGUCCUUGGCCUCAACAAUGCCGCCGACGCCCAUGCCAAAGGAAAAGUUGGAUCUGACACAUAUCUCAUCUUCAUCGCGCUCCAAUGCACUGCCGUGCCUAUAGCCUUCUUUCUCACGUCACCCGACAAGGUUCAACGCACGGAUGGAAGUAAAGUCAGGAUUAUCCUGCAGGACUCGUGGCGUGAUGAAAUGAAAGAGCUCUGGAAGGUCUGCCGGCGAAGGGAGAUUCUCUUGCUAUUACCUGUCUUCUGGGCUGCAUACUUCAAUAUGUACACUGGAAACUUCAAAACGUACUACUUUGGUGUGCGCGCCCGCGCUCUUAUUGGAUUCGUCACCUACUUCUCCACUCUUCUUGCCUCAACACUAAUUAGUAGGUUCCUGGACUACCGCGGCCUUUCAAUCAGAAACAGAAUCAAGUACAGCUUUUUCUACGUGAUCGUCGUCCACAUCGUUGCCUGGGUCUACUGCUGGGUUAUCCAGGAAAAGUACACUAAGAACCCACCAACGCUUGACUGGGCCGACAAAGGCUUCGUUGAGGGAUUCUUCGUUAUCCUGCUCUGGGAAUUCGCUCAGCAAUCACUGCAAAACUUCCUCUACUACCUUCUCUCCACAAUGACCGACAACAUCUCAGAACUAUCCCGGUUAUCUGGUAUCCUUCGUGGCCAAGAGAGCUUUUCGCAGGCUGUCUCUUACGGUCUCAAUUCGAAGAAAUGGCAUGGUGGGAGAGUGCCACUUAUCGUCAACACGAUCCUUCUAGUCCUUUCAGUGUGGCCUACUUGGCUCGUUGUUAGGGCCCACGUUCCCAUCGAGCAUUCCAAGGAGGCCGCACAGUUGCCCCAAGCCCAAGACGAGGAGCAUAACAAAGUCAGCCUUUCUGACAAGGAAAACUUUAUUGUUGCCGAGGCAGUUGCUUCGAAAUAA